Messenger RNA from Pocillopora meandrina, 741 nucleotides. The record is from the annotation of a GenBank genome assembly. NCBI's taxonomy places the organism in Eukaryota, Metazoa, Cnidaria, Anthozoa, Scleractinia, Pocilloporidae.
AUGGGGAACACUUUAAUCUUGAUAUCUUUGUUUAGGACAGCUUCAAUUGCUCCGCCUUCUAAAGUACUUCUGGGUAGUCUGGCCUUAACAGAUUUAGGUGUGGGGCUGCUCGCGCAACCAUUGUACAUCGUGAAGAGUCUCUCCUCCGACAAAGACACAAAAUGUUUCCUUGGUUUACUCUUCGAUCUGUUGUCUGGUCAUCUCUCGAUCACUUCCUUCUUUACAAUGAUGUUUAUUAGCGUCGAUAAGUUCCUGGCGUUACAUCUAAAGCUACGCUAUCGAAUUGUUGUUACGCUCAAGCGCUCGAUUCUUGUUGUCGUUCUCGUUAGACUGGUUGCCUUGCCAUGGUCUCUAUCAUACAUCUGGUUUUCUGAAGUUUACUUCAUGUUAAUAUUAUCGAUUAUGCCAUGGUGUUUAUUGAUCUCCUCCCUUGCCUUUAUCAAAAUCCAUCGUAUCCUUCGACGACAGAAAAGGACAUAUCAAAACGAAACGCAGCUGGAAUCUGUGCGUCGAGCCAACAUCCUUAAAAUAUCCAGAUACAAGAAAUCAGUCAACAGCAUGUUAUUCGUUUUCUGUGCGCUGUUGAUUGCAUACGUUCCCGCGUGGAUGGUGAUUUUAUUACGAACCAUCUACGGGAAUACCGAGAUUUUGAAAAUGGCCACGAAAUUGACAAUGACUCUUAUACUUAUGAACUCCGCCUGCAAUCCCAUCUUAUACCUGUGGAGGAUGGAAGAUCUGCGU